AUUGAACCCCACUGCAUCCCAUUGCACCCCAUUGAACCCCGCUGCAUCCGGCAUCCCCCUCUUCCUCCGUGAAAGCCAGGGCUGGGUGUAAGGCUGGUGCAGGUGCCCCUGGGGCUGUGUCCUGUCUGCUGCCAGCAGCCCCCCCAGCAGCCCCCUCCCGCCGGGCUGGGGGUGAGGGUGGGGGACCCCUGACCGCGGCCGGGAGGGUGGAGGGGCUGCGAGUGGUGCCCCAGCUCAGGGGGACGCACCGAGCUGGCCGCUCUCAGCCUGACCCCCGUGGUGAGGAAGGCAGGGGAGGGGUGGCUCCGGUGCCAGGGGACCUCGCUCCGGCUGGGAGAGUGGGAGGCAGAGCCUGGGAAUGGAGGGCAGGAUGCGCCUGAUUUCUCCUGAGAGUCCUGGGGUACUUGAGGCUGCACUCAGCCAGCCCUGUGCCCCAGUGGCCCCCGUGUCCUGGUGGCCCUUGUGUCCUGGUGCUCCCUGCGCUCCAGCAGCUGCUGCUGCAGGUGCAUCUGACCUGGUUCUGGGGUAAUUUGGCAUCUGAGAUGACGCCACACUUCCCAUCACCGCUGCUGUGGGUGCAGGGAGGGAAGGUGCCAGUGGGUCUUGGCAGUGGUGCUGCCCCUGCCCGGUCCGGGCUGCUCAUGGCUCCCGGCUCUCCGGUUGUGCAUGCGGGGAAACCGAGGCAGGACCAGCUGGAUCUCACUGGCCUGUUGUCUUCUUUGGGAACCUCCAGUUCCCGAGCUGAGGGGCAGCUCAGCUGAUGGUCCCCUCGGACGGGUUCCCGUCCCCGUGCUCUGCUCCCCGUCGCCGUUCAAAGGCUCUUUUCAGUGAGUCAUUUUCUCUUUUGCUGUCCCACUAUCCAGGGAAAAUGGUGACGUUGGCGGUACAAAGUGUGUUCACCAUGGAAACCAGCUGGAAGGGGGGGCACGCCGCCCCCCGCUCCUCCCAGGUUCGGCUUUGCAUCCCGAGCCUCAGAAGAUGGCUCUGGAGCUCCUUCCCUGCUCCCUGGCAUGGCUGGGCUGUGCCGAGGCCCGUGGGACCACUCGCUGCCACGCCGGGAGCCAGGGUGCCCUGUGCCCCCGGAGCAGGGGCGCUGCCGGUGCCCACCGGGGCAGCAGAAGCUUCCCCAGCCCCCGGUGCCCUUCAGGUGCCGGUCUCAAGGACACACGGGAGCCGCGUGGAGCUCCGGAGCUGGGCAGCGUGGCCAGGGCACGGGGACGGGGACGCUCCACGCUCCGUGUGCUGGAGCCGCGUGUGCGCCACGAGCAUCCCCAGGAGCUCGGCCCCGCCUCGGUGACCCAGGGAAGGCUCACGGCACCGGCGGGGUCUGUGCCAGGCCCGCGGCCCCUGUCCCAGCCGGGCACCGCGGAGCUGGGGGGGUUUCUGGUGACCGGCUCCGCUGGCAGUGCCACGACCUUCCGGCUGCUCCCACCACAAGGGCGCCGGUUGUUUGGGCAGGCUCCGGGCAGAAUAGUAAUGUGGCAGCUGCAGCUGGCAGCGGGGCCCGCUGGGGAUGGGCACCUCCGCUGCCACCAUGGCCACCGUGUGCCCUGCCGCCCCACGGGACGCUGCACAGCUGGAGUGGGGCGGCGGCUGCCGGGAUUUGGGGUGCGCUGGUGCCCAGAGGAUGCGGUGCCCAGCCAGUGCAGCCGCGUCCCUUCCCCAUGCCCCGGGUUCCUCCCAGUGUGGGGCUCAUGGGACCAAAUUCCUGCUCUUCCAGCUCCCGCGGGUGUCCCACCAACCUUGGGAUGUCACCGUGCUGUGGCCAAACCCCCUGGGGGACGGCACCCCCCUUAGCGAGCUCUCCUGGUCCUCCUCGCUGGCUGUUGUGGCCGUUUCCUUCUCGGGGCUCUUCACCUUCAUCUUCCUCAUGUUGGCCUGUCUGUGCUGCAAGAAGGGGGACAUUGGCUUCAAGGAGUUUGAGAACGCCGAGGGUGACGAUUACGUGACAGAGCUGUCGGCGCAGGGCUCGCCUGCCCCCCAGCAUGGCCCCGAGGUUUAUGUCCUGCCCCUCACCAAGGUGUCCCUGCCCAUGGCCAAGCAGCCGGGGCGCUCAGUGCAGCUCCUCAAGUCGGCGGACCUGGGGCGGCAGAGCCUGCUCUACCUGAAGGAGAUCGGGCACGGCUGGUUCGGCAAGGUGUUCCUGGGGGAGGUGAACUCGGGCAUCAGCAGCACCCAGGUGGUGGUGAAGGAGCUGAAGGCGAGUGCCAGCGUGCAGGACCAGAUGCAGUUCCUGGAGGAAGCGCAGCCCUACAGAGCCCUCCAGCACACCAACCUGCUGCAGUGCCUGGCCCAGUGCGCCGAGGUCACCCCGUACCUGCUGGUGAUGGAGUUCUGCCCGCUGGGUGACCUGAAGGGGUACCUGCGGAGCUGCCGGGGGGCCGAGGCCAUGACCCCGGACCUGCUGACCCUGCAGAGGAUGGCGUGCGAGGUGGCCUGCGGCGUCCUGCACCUGCACAGGAACAACUACAUCCACAGCGACCUGGCCCUGCGGAACUGCCUCCUCACCGCCGACCUCACCGUGAAGAUCGGGGACUACGGGCUCUCGCACUGCAAGUACAAAGAUGACUAUUUCGUGACGGCCGACCAGCUGUGGGUGCCGCUGCGCUGGAUCGCGCCCGAGCUCAUCGAUGAGGUGCACGGCAACCUGCUCGUGGUGGACCAGACCAAGGCCAGCAACGUCUGGUCGCUGGGCGUCACCAUCUGGGAGCUGUUUGAGCUGGGCAGCCAGCCCUACGACCACUAUUCCGACCGCCAAGUGCUGGCCUACGCCAUCAAGGAGCAGCAGCUGAAGCUGCCGAAGCCCCAGCUGAAGCUGUCGCUGUCGGAGCGCUGGUACGAGGUGAUGCAGUUCUGCUGGCUGCAGCCCGAGCAGCGCCCCACGGCCGAGGAGGUGCACCUGCUGCUGUCCUACCUGUGCGCCAAGGGGGCCACGGAGGCCGAGGAGGACUUCGAGAAGCGCUGGAAUUCCAUGAAGCCCAACGGCAGCGCCAGCGGCAGCCACCACGGCCCCGAGCUCUCGUCCUUCCCGCUGCUGGAGCAGUUCUCGGCCGACGGGUUCCCCUCAGACGGGGACGACAUCCUCACCGUCAUGGAGACCAGCCACGGCCUCAACUUCGAGUACAAGUGGGAGCACACCAAGACCGAGCACUUCCAGGCCCCCCUGGGCUCCCUGAGCCCCAGCAGCGCCGCCCGCUACCACGACCUCUAUUACCCGGCCACGACGGCGGGGCUCAGCCUGGGGGUGUCCCCGUCCUGCUACGAGUGCAAGGCCUCCGGCUGCCCCGGGGUGCCCGCGCCCGGCGUGGUGCCCAUCCUGGGCGCCCACAGCCCCUCUCUGGGCAGCGAGUACUACAUCCGCAUCGAGGGUCCCGGCGAGGGCAGCGCCGAGCUGGAUUAUGCCAUGUGCAGCUACAGCCCGGUGGGCGAGCGGGGGGCCCCGCGGCCCCCGGGCUGCUGGAGAGCCCAGGGCGGCCGCGGCGGAGGCACCUACGACUCGGACGGCAGCCCCACGGUGUCCCUGAGCAUGGAGCCGCUGCUGGGCCACGCUCCCGCGGCAGAGGGCUCCUGGGAGUGCGCCGAGUACUACCCCUACCCCUGCCCCGGGCAGGAGCCCAGGGGCUACGAGCCGUCCCCCAGCCAGGGGGCCGAGGGGUACCUGCUGGAGGAGGAGCCCCCCCAGCCGGGCAGCCAGGACUGGCCCGUCCCCGCCUUCCAGCCCGGCGUCUUUGCCGACCCGCUGGGCGUCUCGCCGUCGGGGAACUGCGCCUACAGCCCCCCGGGGUACGGGGGCGCAGCGGGGGCGAGCGGGGCCCCGCCGGACUGCGUGGCGCUGGAGCUGGGCGAGGACAGCCCCCCCAGCGCCCCCCACCCGCCCGCUGCCAGCCCCCCUCCUCAGCGCCAGCCCUGGGCCUCCAACAGCUCCUCCAACAACAACAUCGGCAGCGGCAGCCCCCGCGAGCCCCCGGCCGGCGACAGCUGGUGCUACCGCCGCAUGAUCACCUUCCGCGGGCUCAUGGCCAAGCCGCUGGGCACGGUGCCCCGCGGGCAGCCCCAGCUCGGGGGGUCCCCGCCGGGCCACGACUUCCUCCGCCCGCGGCAGGAUCAGCCCCCCGCCAUGGCCGGCGGCUCCUCCUCCCCGUGCCGCUCGCCCUCCCCGCGGCGGCAGGCCUGGCACGGCCGUGACUCAUCACCCUGCGGCCCCGCGCAGCCCGGCACGCUGGCGGAGAGCCCCGCCGCGCCCCGGGGCCCCGCCGCGGCCCCGCCACCUGCGCCGGGGGCCCCGCGCGAUGCCCACCCCGAGGAGAGCUCGGCCGGGGGAAGCCCUGCCCGCAGCCCGCUGCCCCCCGCCGCCGCGGGGCCGGCGGAGGCCGCUCCCCCCGGGGCUGGCACGGCCGCCCCGAGCCCCGGCCCCCCCGGCGAGCCCGGAGCGGACGGAGCCCAGCCCGUACCGGAGCCCGCCGAGGCCCCCGCCGAGGCCGCGGCCGAGAGCGGCGCCUGUGCCGCCGCCGACGCCGACCGGACUCCGGACAAGACCUUCUCCAGCAGCAGCUUCCCCAGCGCGGACGAGGGCAGCGACGAGGACACGGCCGAGCUGACCUCCGGCGUCUUCACCGACUUCUCCGGGGAAUACACGGAGCGGGCGGAGGCGGCCCCGGCGCUCAGGUCCCUGCAGAAGCAGGUGGGGACGCCGGACUCGCUGGAGUCGCUGGACAUCCCCUCCACGGGCAGCUCCUGCGAGGUGCUCAGCCCCGGAGCCUUCGCGCCCGCCGGCCAAGCCCGGGCCCUCGACAGCGGCUACGACACCGAGAACAACGAGUCCCCCGAGUUCGUCCUUAAGGAGCCCCACGAGCCCCGGGAGCCCGAGGCCUUCGGCCAGCUGGGGAAGCCGCCCCCGGGACUGCCGGGGGGCGAGGGUGAGGCUGCGGCCCCUGAAACGCGGCUGCCCAGUAGCCCGGGGGCCGAGCCGCCCGGGCUGGCCGAGAAGAGCCCCUACCGUGACUCUGCCUACUUCUCCGACUGCGACGCCGAGGCCGAGCGCGGCCACAAGGACGAGGGGGACAGCGAUGGGUCCCGCACCCCGGAGGCAGAGGAGGGUCCCCGCUGCCCUGCGCAGGACAUAGGGCGAGGAGAGGACCCGCUGCACCCGCCGGGGGCUCCCGGCAGCCCCCCGGCAGCGCCUGGCGCGGCGGUGGCGGUGCCCGCACCGGCGGCUUUGGAGGGGGUCUGGGUGGGGACGGAGGCCGGGAGCUCACGGGAGCGGGCACCUGGCACCGAGCAGAGCCCCGCUGGCACGGGGCUGGUGCCGGGCAGCCCCCCGCGCCCUGACACGGACACCUGUCCCCCGGGCUCCGUGACCCCCAAGACUUUCCUCUUGACCCCGGUGCCGGUGAGCCCUGGGGAGCCAUCAGCUGUUGGAGGCACCUGCGUGCCCCAGGGCGCCCCUGGACCUGGGGGAGCCACCGUGGGGGACAAACUGACUGUGACCCCCGCGCCUGGGGAGCUGGGGCUGCCCCUGGAGGGGACUGGGGCGGGCGAUGCGCCGGGGGGUCCCAGCACGCUGCUACCUGGGGGCGAAUCGCGGCCGGGGCUCUCCCCGCCCCCGGCGGCCCCCGAGCGCCGCGAGGAGCCGGAGGAGGAGGAGGAGGACACGGAAGACAGCGACGAGUCGGAUGAGGAGCUGCGCUGCUACAACAUCCAGGAGCAGAGCGAGGAGAGCGAGGAGGAGCCGGCGGCCGUGCCCAUCGUGGUGGCCGAGAGCCAGAGCGGCCGGAACCUGCGGAGCCUCCUCAAGAUGCCCAGCCUGCUGUCCGAGUCCUUCUGCGAGGACCUGGAGCGCAAGAAAAAGGCCGUCUCCUUCUACGACGAUGUGACCAUCUACCUCUUCGACCAGGAAAGCCCCACCCGGGAGCUGGCUGAGCAGAGCUUCCCAGAGCCCACCCUGCCUUCGGGGCAGCCCCCCUCGCCUUCGGGGCAGCCGCCUGCCAGUGGCAGCCCCCCCAGCCCCACCGACAGGCUCGGGGCCUCCGACGACUCUUCGGACGGCAACGCCUCGGAAGAGAGCGGUGGCUUCGAGUGGGACGAUGACUUCCCUCUGAUGCCAGUGAAGCCGUCCCUGGUGGCCUCGCUGCCGGGGACGCCGGCAGAGCCCCCCGCGGCCGUGCCCGCCCUGGUGCCGGCGCAGAAACAGGUGCUGCCCAUCCAGUUCUCCCGGUUCACGGUCUCUCCUGCCCCGGUGUCCCGGUUCUCCAUCACCCACGUCUCCGACUCGGACAUGGACUCCAUAGGAGGCAGCAGCGAGGACGGUGACCGGGAGUGAGCCCGCCGGGACGCAGCCGGCAUUGCCCCGGCACCGGGGCGGCGCAGGACGGCGGGGCCGGCGCGGGGGCCGCCCGUGGGCUCCCACACCCCGCUGGGCAGUUUUUAGGCAGAUUUUAUCGGAAGGAACUCGUUUGCUGCUUGGAGUGGGAGCGGGGCCGGCGCGGCCCCCGCGGGGCCAGGCGGUGGGUGACGGUGACGGCCGUGCGUGUGCGGGUGGCUGUGAGCGUGCGUGUAAAAUACACACUUAUAUAUAUAUAUAUACAUAUAUAUAUAUAAAUUAUAGCGUUUCAAGGGUAGUGCCCUGACCUUGCUAACAUUUGCAGAGUGUCUCCUCCCCAGUGACGUUCCCCCUUGGCUUCUUGCCCACAUGUGCUCCCCGAGGCGGUUUGUCCCCACACCCCUUCUCCCCCGGGCUGUCCCCUCCCUGUGCCGUGUGCUCAGUCUUGCACCUUGUGGCAGCUUGGCUGUCCCACCGUGUCCCACAGCUGCCCCAUGGCUGCCCCAGAGACGCUCCACGACAUUCCUGACCGAGGGCCCACUGGCUGCUGCCACUCUGGAUGUCACUCCCUGUGCCAGGGGUGCCACCGGCUACCCAGAGUGGUCCCCAUGGCUUUGGAGCUCCCCUCCCUUGGUUUGCAGGGAUCAGUCCCAGCUGGGGACCCUGAGGACUGCUGGGACCCUUGUCCAUUGGAGUGGGGAGCAACACUGGCUGGUUGUGGGGGGAAUAUCCCCCCACCGGGAGCCGCCAACCUGACUAUUUUUGUAUUUAAACAAAAAUUAAAAUACCCCAACCCCACCCCAAAACCAAAACUUGCUGUUGACUGAACCCACAUUG
This is a messenger RNA of Poecile atricapillus (Black-capped chickadee), 7156 nucleotides long. It is a transcript of the gene LMTK1, whose product is annotated as apoptosis associated tyrosine kinase. The coding region runs from base 1514 to 6319 and encodes 1601 amino acids. Lineage: Eukaryota; Metazoa; Chordata; Aves; Passeriformes; Paridae. Gene Ontology annotation, molecular function: ATP binding; protein tyrosine kinase activity. The record is from RefSeq and is a predicted model, not a curated record. Gene Ontology annotation, biological process: brain development; peptidyl-tyrosine autophosphorylation. The transcript is spliced from 14 exons.